AUGACAGGAACAUCUUUAACAGAACCACCAGCAGCUGGUGAAAUAACAACAACAAUAGAAGAUAAUACAAUAUAUUUGACACAGAAAACAACACAAGAAAAAAGUGCAACAACUCCAUUUUUACCAUCAGCAAAAACACUGGAGACACCAACAGAGACAACAACUCCAUCAACAGAGCCACUAACAAAAUCACACCCAGAAACAACAUCCAGAGACAGUACAACAGAAACAAAAUCUUUAGCAUUAACUGAACAAAGUUCUGCAGUGGAAACUACCACAGUAUUAACACAGCAGUCGACAAGCAAAUCAUUUGCAACUUCAGAAUUAAAAUCAGAAACAUCAAUUAUAGCAGAGACAAGUCCAACAACAUUGAUGUUACCUACAAUGAAGACUAGUACAGCAACCACAGACGUUCCAACAACAACAGAGCCCAUUAUUACAUUAGCAAUAACAUCUUUGACAACAGAAACCAUUUCAGAAGAGACAAGCACAACAUCAGCAUUACCAACAUCAAAACUCUUGGUAACUGCAACAAAAAUUACAUCAUCGACAACACCACCAGCAUUAACUGAAACACUGGCUAAAGUAAAUGCAACUACGGGAUCAAUGUUACUAUCAUCAGCACAAUCGCCAACUACAGCAGACAUUCCACCAACAACAAAAACCCUGGACACUACAACAAUUGCAGUGACGACACUUAACAAAGCAACAUCCUUGGCAUCAACAGAAAAAAUUACUACAUUGGAAACAAGUACAGCAACAACAGUGGUUCCAACAACAAGAGAGCCCAUUGCCACAACAGGAAUGUUAUCAUUAACAACAGAAACCACAGCAGAAGAAACAAGCACAACAUCUGCAUUGCCAACAAUUAAUCAAUUGGUAACCGAAACAAAGAAAAUGUAUUUUACAACCCCACUAGCAUUAACUGAAAUAUUGACUACAGUACAAAAAACUACAUCAACAUUGAUAUUGUCGACAGAAUCAACAGCUACAGCAGAGAUAACAACCACAACAACAAUCCCACCAACAACAAAAACACUAGAAACUACAACAAACGCAAAACCACCAACAAUAGCUUUAAUUAACACAGAAAUAACCACAACUUUAUUACCACCAACAACAAAAUACCCAGAAACAACACUGAAUGAAGCAACAUCCUUGGCAUCAACAGAAAAAAUGACUACAUUGGAGCCUAGUACAGCAACAACAGUGAUUCCAACAACAGAGCCCAUUGCCACAACAGGAAUGUCAUCAUUAACUUUAGAAACCACUGAAGAAGAGACAAGCACAUCAGCAUUGUCAACAUUUAAACCCUCGGUAACUGAAACAAAGACAACAUCUUUUACAACACCACAAGCAUUAACUGAAAAAUUAACUACAGUACAGCAAACUACAUCGGCAUUGCUAUCGUCAACAGAAUCAACAGCUGCAGCAGACAUAACAACCACAACAACAAUCCCACCAAAAACAAAAACAUUAGAAACUUCAACAAAUGCAAAACCACCAACAACAGCUUCAAUUAACACAGAAAUAGUCACAACUUUAUUACCACCAACACUGAAAUACCCAGAGACUACACUGAAUGAAGCAACAUCCUUGGAAUCAACAGAACAAAUUACUACAUUGGAGACUAGUACAGCAACAACAGCGAUUCCAACAACAGAGCUCAUUGCCACAACAGGAAUCUCAUUAUUAACUUUAGAAACCACUGAAGAAGAGACAAGCUCAUCAGCAAUGUCAACAUUUAAACCCUUGGUAACUGAAACAAAGACAACAUCUUUUACAACACCACAAGCAUUAACCCAAAAAUUUACUACAGUACAGCAAACUACAUCGGCAUUGCUAUCGUCAACAGAAUCAACAGCUACAGCAGACAUAACAACCACAACAACAAUCCCACCAACAACAAAAACACUAGAAACUACAGCGAAAGCAAAACCACCAACAACAGCUUCAAUUAACACAGAAAUAAUCACAACUUUAUUACCACCAACAACGAAAUACCCAGAGACUACACUGAAUGAAGCAACAGCCUUGGCAUCAACAGAAAAAAUUACUACAUUGGAGCCUAGUACAGCAACAACAGUGAUCCCAAAAACAGAGCCCAUUGCCACAACAGGAAUGUCAUCAUUAACUUUAGAAACCACUGCAGAAGAGACAAGCACAUCAGCAUUGUCAACAUUUAAACCCUCGGUAACUGAAACAAAGACAACAUAUUUUACAACACCACAAGCAUUAACUGAAAAAUUAACUACAGUACAGCAAACUACAUCGGCAUUGCUAUCGUCAACAGAAUCAACAGCUGGAGCAGACAUAACAACCACAACAACAAUCCCACCAAAAACAAAAACAUUAGAAACUUCAACAAAUGCAAAACCACCAACAACAGCUUCAAUUAACACAGAAAUAAUCACAACUUUAUUACCACCAACAAUGAAAUACCCAGAGACUACACUGAAUGAAGCAACAUCCUUGGCAUCGACAGAAAAAAUUACUACAUUGGAGACUAGUACAGCAACAACAGUGAUUCCAACAACAGAGUCCAUUGCCACAACAGGAAUUUCAUCAUUAACAUUAGAAACCACUGCAGAAGAGACAAGCUCAUCAGCAUUGUCAACAUUUAAACCCUCGGUAACUGAAACAAAGACAACAUCUUUUACAACACCACAAGCAUUAACUGAAAAAUUAACUACAGUACAGCAAACUACAUCGGCAUUGCUAUCGUCAACAGAAUCAACAGCUGCAGCAGACAUAACAACCACAACAACAAUCCCACCAAAAACAAAAACAUUAGAAACUUCAACAAAUGCAAAACCACCAACAACAGCUUCAAUUAACACAGAAAUAGUCACAACUUUAUUACCACCAACACUGAAAUACCCAGAGACUACACUGAAUGAAGCAACAUCCUUGGAAUCAACAGAACAAAUUACUACAUUGGAGACUAGUACAGCAACAACAGCGAUUCCAACAACAGAGCUCAUUGCCACAACAGGAAUCUCAUUAUUAACUUUAGAAACCACUGAAGAAGAGACAAGCUCAUCAGCAAUGUCAACAUUUAAACCCUUGGUAACUGAAACAAAGACAACAUCUUUUACAACACCACAAGCAUUAACCCAAAAAUUUACUACAGUACAGCAAACUACAUCGGCAUUGCUAUCGUCAACAGAAUCAACAGCUACAGCAGACAUAACAACCACAACAACAAUCCCACCAACAACAAAAACACUAGAAACUACAGCGAAAGCAAAACCACCAACAACAGCUUCAAUUAACACAGAAAUAAUCACAACUUUAUUACCACCAACAACGAAAUACCCAGAGACUACACUGAAUGAAGCAACAGCCUUGGCAUCAACAGAAAAAAUUACUACAUUGGAGCCUAGUACAGCAACAACAGUGAUCCCAAAAACAGAGCCCAUUGCCACAACAGGAAUGUCAUCAUUAACUUUAGAAACCACUGCAGAAGAGACAAGCACAUCAGCAUUGUCAACAUUUAAACCCUCGGUAACUGAAACAAAGACAACAUAUUUUACAACACCACAAGCAUUAACUGAAAAAUUAACUACAGUACAGCAAACUACAUCGGCAUUGCUAUCGUCAACAGAAUCAACAGCUGGAGCAGACAUAACAACCACAACAACAAUCCCACCAAAAACAAAAACAUUAGAAACUUCAACAAAUGCAAAACCACCAACAACAGCUUCAAUUAACACAGAAAUAAUCACAACUUUAUUACCACCAACAAUGAAAUACCCAGAGACUACACUGAAUGAAGCAACAUCCUUGGCAUCGACAGAAAAAAUUACUACAUUGGAGACUAGUACAGCAACAACAGUGAUUCCAACAACAGAGUCCAUUGCCACAACAGGAAUUUCAUCAUUAACAUUAGAAACCACUGCAGAAGAGACAAGCUCAUCAGCAUUGUCAACAUUUAAACCCUCGGUAACUGAAACAAAGACAACAUCUUUUACAACACCACAAGCAUUAACUGAAAAAUUAACUACAGUACAGCAAACUACAUCGGCAUUGCUAUCGUCAACAGAAUCAACAGCUGCAGCAGACAUAACAACCACAACAACAAUCCCACCAAAAACAAAAACAUUAGAAACUUCAACAAAUGCAAAACCACCAACAACAGCUUCAAUUAACACAGAAAUAGUCACAACUUUAUUACCACCAACACUGAAAUACCCAGAGACUACACUGAAUGAAGCAACAUCCUUGGAAUCAACAGAACAAAUUACUACAUUGGAGACUAGUACAGCAACAACAGCGAUUCCAACAACAGAGCUCAUUGCCACAACAGGAAUCUCAUUAUUAACUUUAGAAACCACUGAAGAAGAGACAAGCUCAUCAGCAAUGUCAACAUUUAAACCCUUGGUAACUGAAACAAAGACAACAUCUUUUACAACACCACAAGCAUUAACCCAAAAAUGUACUACAGUACAGCAAACUACAUCGGCAUUGCUAUCGUCAACAGAAUCAACAGCUACAGCAGACAUAACAACCACAACAACAAUCCCACCAACAACAAAAACACUAGAAACUACAGCAAAAGCAAAACCACCAACAACAGCUUCAAUUAACACAGAAAUAAUCACAACUUUAUUACCACCAACAACGAAAUACCCAGAGACUACACUGAAUGAAGCAACAGCCUUGGCAUCAACAGAAAAAAUUACUACAUUGGAGCCUAGUACAGCAACAACAGUGAUCCCAAAAACAGAGCCCAUUGCCACAACAGGAAUGUCAUCAUUAACUUUAGAAACCACUGCAGAAGAGACAAGCACAUCAGCAUUGUCAACAUUUAAACCCUCGGUAACUGAAACAAAGACAACAUAUUUUACAACACCACAAGCAUUAACUGAAAAAUUAACUACAGUACAGCAAACUACAUCGGCAUUGCUAUCGUCAACAGAAUCAACAGCUGGAGCAGACAUAACAACCACAACAACAAUCCCACCAAAAACAAAAACAUUAGAAACUUCAACAAAUGCAAAACCACCAACAACAGCUUCAAUUAACACAGAAAUAAUCACAACUUUAUUACCACCAACAAUGAAAUACCCAGAGACUACACUGAAUGAAGCAACAUCCUUGGCAUCGACAGAAAAAAUUACUACAUUGGAGACUAGUACAGCAACAACAGUGAUUCCAACAACAGAGUCCAUUGCCACAACAGGAAUUUCAUCAUUAACAUUAGAAACCACUGCAGAAGAGACAAGCUCAUCAGCAUUGUCAACAUUUAAACCCACGGAAACUGAAACAAAGACAACAUUUUUUACAACACCACAAGCAUUAACCGAAAAAUUUACUACAGUACAGCAAACUACAUCAGCAUUGCUAUUGUCGAAAGAAUCAACAGCUACAGCAGAGAUAAUGACCACAACAACAAUCCCACCAACAACAAAAACACUAGAAACUACAACAAACGCAAAACCACCAACAAUAGCUUCAAUUAACACAGAAACAAUCACAACUUUAUUACCACCAACAACAAAAUACCAAGAGACUACACUGAAUGAAGCAACAUCCUUGGCAUCAAGAGAAAAAAUUACUACAUUGGAGACUAGUACAGCAGCAACAGUGAUCCCAAUAACAGAGCCCAUUGCCACAACAGGAAUGUCAUCAUUAACAUCAGAAACCACUGCAGAAGAGACAAGCUCAUCAGCAUUGUCAACAUUUAAACCCUGGGUAACUGAAACAAAGACAACAUCUUUUACAACACCACGAGGAUUGACCGAAAAAUUUACUACAGUACAACAAACUACAUCAGCAUUGCUAUCGUCGACAGAAUCAACAGCUACAGCAGAGAUAACAACCAUAACAUCAAGCCCACCAACAACAAAAACACUAGAAACUACAGCAAAAGCAAAACCACCAACAACAGCUUCAAUUAACACAGAAAUAAUCACAACUUUAUUACCACCAACAACAAAAUACCCAGAGACUACACUGAAUGAAGCAACAUCCUUGGCAUCAACAGAAGAAAUUACUACAUUGGAGACUAGUACAGCAACAAUAGUGAUUCCAACAACAGAGUCCAUUGCCACAACAGGAAUGUCAUAUUUUACAACACCACAAGCAUUAGCUGAAACAUUUACUACAGUACAUCAAACUACAUCAGCAUUGCUAUCGUCGACAGAAUCAACAGCUACAGCAGAGAUAACAACCACAACAAGAAUCCCACCAACAACAAAAACACUAGAAAUUACCACAAACGCAAAAACACCAACAACAGCUUCAAUUGACACAGAAGUAAUCACAACUUUAUUACCACCAACAACGAAAUACCCAGAGACAACACUUAAUGACGCAACAUCCUUGGCAUCAACAGAAAAAAUUACUACAUUGGAGACUAGUACAGCAACAACAGUGAUCCCAACAACAGAGCCCAUUGCCACAACAGGAAUGUCAUCAUUAACUUUAGAAACCACUGCAGAAGAGACAAGCACAUCAGCAUUGUCAACAUUUAAACCCUCGGUAACUGAAACAAAGACAACAUCUUUUACAACACCACAAGCAUUAACUGAAAAAUUAACUACAGUACAGCAAACUACAUCGGCAUUGCUAUCGUCAACAGAAUCAACAGCUACAGCAGUUAUAACAACCACAACAACAAUGCCACCAAAAACAAAAACAUUAGAAACCACAACAAAUGCAAAACCACCAACAACAGCUUCAAUUAACACAGAAAUAAUCACAACUUUAUUACCACCAACAAUGAAAUACCCAGAGACUACACUGAAUGAAGCAACAUCCUUGCAAUUAACAGAACAAAUUACUACAUUGGAGACUAGUACAGCAACAACAGGGAUUCCAACAACAGAGCCCAUUGCCACAACAGGAAUCUCAUCAUUAACAUCAGAAACCACUGAAGAAGAGACAAGCUCAUCAGCAUUGUCAACAUUUAAACCCUUGGUAACUGAAACAAAGACAACAUCUUUUACAACACCACAAGCAUUAACCCAAAAAUUUACUACAGUACAGCAAACUACAUCGGCAUUGCUAUCGUCGACAGAAUCAACAGCUACAGCAGACAUAACAACCACAACAACAAUCCCACCAACAACAAAAACACUAGAAACUACAGCAAAAGCAAAACCACCAACAACAGCUUCAAUUAACACAGAAAUAAUCACAACUUUAUUACCACCAACAACGAAAUACCCAGAGACUACACUGAAUGAAGCAACAUCCUUGGCAUCGACAGAAAAAAUUACUACAUUGGAGACUAGUACAGCAACAACAGUGAUUCCAACAACAGAGUCCAUUGCCACAACAGGAAUGUCAUCAUUAACAUCAGAAACCACUGCAGAAGAGACAAGCUCAUCAGCAUUGUCAACAUUUAAACCCUCGGUAACUGAAACAAAGACAACAUUUUUUACAACACCACAAGCAUUAACCGAAAAAUUUACUACAGUACAGCAAACUACAUCAGCAUUGCUAUUGUCGAAAGAAUCAACAGCUACAGCAGAGAUAAUGACCACAACAACAAUCCCACCAACAGCAAAAACACUAGAAACUACAACAAACUCAAAACCACCAACAAUAGCUUCAAUUAACACAGAAACAAUCACAACUUUAUUACCACCAACAACGAAAUACCAAGAGACUACACUGAAUGAAGCAACAUCCUUGGCAUCAACAGAAAAAAUUACUACAUUGGAGACUAGUACAGCAACAACAGUGAUCCCAAUAACAGAGCCCAUUGCCACAACAGGAAUGUCAUCAUUAACAUCAGAAACCACUGCAGAAGAGACAAGCUCAUCAGCAUUGUCAACAUUUAAACCCUGGGUAACUGAAACAAAGACAACAUCUUUUACAACACCACGAGGAUUGACCGAAAAAUUUACUACAGUACAACAAACUACAUCAGCAUUGCUAUCGUCGACAGAAUCAACAGCUACAGCAGAGAUAACAACCAUAACAUCAAGCCCACCAACAACAAAAACACUAGAAACUACAGCAAAAGCAAAACCACCAACAACAGCUUCAAUUAACACAGAAAUAAUCACAACUUUAUUACCACCAACAACAAAAUACCCAGAGACUACACUGAAUGAAGCAACAUCCUUGGCAUCAACAGAAGAAAUUACUACAUUGGAGACUAGUACAGCAACAAUAGUGAUUCCAACAACAGAGUCCAUUGCCACAACAGGAAUGUCAUCUUUUACAACACCACAAGCAUUAGCUGAAACAUUUACUACAGUACAUCAAACUACAUCAGCAUUGCUAUCGUCGACAGAAUCAACAGCUACAGCAGAGAUAACAACCACAACAAGAAUCCCACCAACAACAAAAACACUAGAAAUUACCACAAACGCAAAAACACCAACAACAGCUUCAAUUGACACAGAAGUAAUCACAACUUUAUUACCACCAACAACGAAAUACCCAGAGACAACACUUAAUGACGCAACAUCCUUGGCAUCAACAGAAAAAAUUACUACAUUGGAGACUAGUACAGCAACAACAGUGAUCCCAACAACAGAGCCCAUUGCCACAACAGGAAUGUCAUCAUUAACUUUAGAAACCACUGCAGAAGAGACAAGCACAUCAGCAUUGUCAACAUUUAAACCCUCGGUAACUGAAACAAAGACAACAUCUUUUACAACACCACAAGCAUUAACUGAAAAAUUAACUACAGUACAGCAAACUACAUCGGCAUUGCUAUCGUCAACAGAAUCAACAGCUACAGCAGUUAUAACAACCACAACAACAAUGCCACCAAAAACAAAAACAUUAGAAACCACAACAAAUGCAAAACCACCAACAACAGCUUCAAUUAACACAGAAAUAAUCACAACUUUAUUACCACCAACAAUGAAAUACCCAGAGACUACACUGAAUGAAGCAACAUCCUUGCAAUUAACAGAACAAAUUACUACAUUGGAGACUAGAAUCUCAUCAUUAACAUCAGAAACCACUGAAGAAGAGACAAGCUCAUCAGCAUUGUCAACAUUUAAACCCUUGGUAACUGAAACAAAGACAACAUCUUUUACAACACCACAAGCAUUAACCCAAAAAUUUACUACAGUACAGCAAACUACAUCGGCAUUGCUAUCGUCGACAGAAUCAACAGCUACAGCAGACAUAACAACCACAACAACAAUCCCACCAACAACAAAAACACUAGAAACUACAGCAAAAGCAAAACCACCAACAACAGCUUCAAUUAACACAGAAAUAAUCACAACUUUAUUACCACCAACAACGAAAUACCCAGAGACUACACUGAAUGAAGCAACAUCCUUGGCAUCGACAGAAAAAAUUACUACAUUGGAGACUAGUACAGCAACAACAGUGAUUCCAACAACAGAGUCCAUUGCCACAACAGGAAUGUCAUCAUUAACAUCAGAAACCACUGCAGAAGAGACAAGCUCAUCAGCAUUGUCAACAUUUAAACCCUCGGUAACUGAAACAAAGACAACAUUUUUUACAACACCACAAGCAUUAACCGAAAAAUUUACUACAGUACAGCAAACUACAUCAGCAUUGCUAUCGUCGAAAGAAUCAACAGCUACAGCAGAGAUAAUGACCACAACAACAAUCCCACCAACAGCAAAAACACUAGAAACUACAACAAACUCAAAACCACCAACAAUAGCUUCAAUUAACACAGAAACAAUCACAACUUUAUUACCACCAACAACGAAAUACCAAGAGACUACACUGAAUGAAGCAACAUCCUUGGCAUCAACAGAAAAAAUUACUACAUUGGAGACUAGUACAGCAACAACAGUGAUCCCAACAACAGAGCCCAUUGCCACAACAGGAAUGUCAUCAUUAACAUCAGAAACCACUGCAGAAGAGACAAGCUCAUCAGAAUUGUCAACAUUUAAACCCUGGGUAACUGAAACAAAGACAACAUCUUUUACAACACCACAAGGAUUGACCGAAAAAUUUACAACAGUACAACAAACUACAUCAGCAUUGCUAUCGUCGACAGAAUCAACAGCUACAGCAUACAUAACAACCACAACAACAAUCCCACCAACAACAAAAUCACUAGAAAUUACCACAAACGCAAAAACACCAACAACAGCUUCAAUUGACACAGAAAUAAUCACAACUUUAUUACCACCAACAACGAAAUACCCAGAGACUACACUGAAUGAAGCAACAUCCUUGGCAUCGACAGAAAAAAUUACUACAUUGGAGACUAGUACAGCAACAACAGUGAUUCCAACAACAGAGUCCAUUGCCACAACAGGAAUGUCAUCAUUAACAUCAGAAACCACUGCAGAAGAGACAAGCUCAUCAGCAUUGUCAACAUUUAAACCCUCGGUAACUGAAACAAAGACAACAUUUUUUACAACACCACAAGCAUUAACCGAAAAAUUUACUACAGUACAGCAAACUACAUCAGCAUUGCUAUUGUCGAAAGAAUCAACAGCUACAGCAGAGAUAAUGACCACAACAACAAUCCCACCAACAGCAAAAACACUAGAAACUACAACAAACUCAAAACCACCAACAAUAGCUUCAAUUAACACAGAAACAAUCACAACUUUAUUACCACCAACAACGAAAUACCAAGAGACCACACUGAAUGAAGCAACAUCCUUGGCAUCAACAGAAAAAAUUACUACAUUGGAGACUAGUACAGCAACAACAGUGAUCCCAACAACAGAGCCCAUUGCCACAACAGGAAUGUCAUCAUUAACAUCAGAAACCACUGCAGAAGAGACAAGCUCAUCAGAAUUGUCAACAUUUAAACCCUGGGUAACUGAAACAAAGACAACAUCUUUUACAACACCACAAGGAUUGACCGAAAAAUUUACAACAGUACAACAAACUACAUCAGCAUUGCUAUCGUCGACAGAAUCAACAGCUACAGCAUACAUAACAACCACAACAACAAUCCCACCAACAACAAAAUCACUAGAAAUUACCACAAACGCAAAAACACCAACAACAGCUUCAAUUGACACAGAAAUAAUCACAACUUUAUUACCACCAACAACGAAAUACCCAGAGACAACACUUAAUGAAGCAACAUCCUUGGCAUCAACAGAAAAAAUUACUACAUUGGAGACUAGUACAGCAACAACAGUGAUCCCAACAACAGAGCCCAUUGCCACAACAGGAAUGUCAUCAUUAACAUCAAAAACCACUGCAGAAGAGACAAGCUCAUCAGCAUUGUCAACAUUUAAUCCCUUGGUAACUGAAACAAAGACAACAUCUUUUACAACACCACAAGGAUUGACCGAAAAAUUUACUACAGUACAGCAAACUACAUCAGCAUUGCUAUUGUCGACAGAAUCAACAGCUACAGCAGAGAUAGCAACCACAACAACAAUCCCACCACCAACAAUAACACUAGAAACUACAACAAACGCAAAAACACCAACAACAGCUUCAAUUAACACAGAAAUAAUCACAACUUUAUUACCACCAACAACAAAAUACCCAGAGACUACACUGAAUGAAGCAACAUCCUUAGCAUCAACAGAAAAGAGUACUACAUUAGAGACUAGUACAGCAACAACAGUGAUUCCAACAAAAGAGUCCAUUGCCACAACAGGAAUGUCAUCAUUAACUUUAGAAACCACUGCAGAAGCGACAAGCUCAUCAGCAUUGUCAACAUUAAAACCCUCGGUAACUGAAACAAAGACAACAUUUUUUACAACACCACAAGCAUUAACCGAAAAAUUUAAUACAGUACAGCAAACUACAUCGGCAUUGCUAUUGUCGAAAGAAUCAACAGCUACAACAGACAUUACAACCACAACAACAAUCCCACCACCAACAAAAACACUAGAAAUUACCACAAACACAAAAUCACCAACAACAGCUUCAAUUGACACAGAAAUAAUCACAACUUUAUUACCACCAACAACGAAAUACCCAGAGACAACACUUAAUGAAGCAACAUCCUUGGCAUCAACAGAACAAAUUGCUACAUUGGAGACUAGUACAGCAACAACAGUGAUCCCAACAAAAGAGCCCAUUGCCACAACAGGAAUGUCAUCAGUAACAUCAGAAACCACUGCAGAAGAGACAAGCUCAUCAGCAUUGUCAACAUUUAAACCCUGGGUAACUGAAACAAACACAACAUCUUUUACAACACCACAAGGAUUGACUGAAAAAUUUACUACAGUACAACAAACUAUAUCAGCAUUGCUAUUGUCGACAGAAUCAACAGCUACAGCAGAGAUAACAACCGCAACAACAAUCCCACCAACAACAAAAACAUUAGAAACUACAACAAAUUCAAAACCCCCAACAACAGCUUCAAUUAACACAGAAAUAAUCACAACGUUAUUACCACCAACAACAAAAAACACAGAGACUACACUCAAUGAAGCAACAUCCUUGGCAUCAACAGAACAAAUUACUACAUUGGAGACUAGUAGAGCAACAACAGUGAUUCCAACAACAGAGCCCAUUGCCACAACAGAAAUGUCAUCAUUAACAUCAGAAACCACUGCAGAAGAGACAAGUUCAUCAGCAUUGUCAACAUUUAAACCCUUGGUAACUGAAACAAAGACAACAUCUUUUACAACACCACAAGGAUUGACCGACAAAUUUACUACAGUACAGCAAACUACAUCAGCAUUGCUAUUGUCAAAAGAAUCAACAGCUACCGCAGAGAUAAUGACCACAACAACAAUCCCACCAACAGCAAAAACACUAGAAACUACAACAAACGCAAAACCACCAACAACAGCUUCAAUUAACACAGAAACAAUCACAACUUUAUUACCACCAACAACGAAAUACCAAGAGACUACACUGAAUGAAGCAACAUCCUUGGCAUCAACAGAAAAAAAUACUACAUUGGAGACUAGUACAGCAACAACAGUGAUUCCAACAACAGAGUCCAUUGCCACAACAGGAAUGUCAUCAUUAACAUCAGAAACCACUGCAGAAGAGACAAGAUCAUCAGCAUUGUCAACAUUUAAACCCUUGGUAACUGAAACAAAGACAACAUCUUUUACAACACCACAAGCAUUAGCUGAAACAUUUACUACAGUACAGCACACUACAUCAGCAUUGCUAUCGUCGACAGAAUCACCAGCUACAGCAGACAUAACAACCACAACAACAAUCCCACCAACAACAAAAACACUAGAAAUUACCACAAAUGCAAAAACACCAACAACAGCUUCAAUUGACACAGAAAUAAUCACAACUUUAUUACCACCAACAACAAAAUACCCAGAGACAACACCUAAUGAAGCAACAUCCUUGGCAUCAACAGAAAAAAUUACUACAUUGGAGACUAGUACAGCAACAACAGUGAUCCCAACAACAGAGCCCAUUGCCACAACAGGAAUGUCAUCAUUAACAUCAGAAACCACUGCAGAAGAGACAAGCUCAUCAGCAUUGUCAACAUUUAAACCCUUGGUAACUGAAACAAAGACAACAUUUUUUACAACACCACAAGGAUUGACCGAAAAAUUUACUACAGUACAGCAAACUACAUCAGCAUUGCUAUUGUCGACAGAAUCAACAGCUACAGCAGAGAUAGCAACCACAACAACAAUCCCACCACCAACAAAAACACUAGAAACUACAACAAACGCAAAAACACCAACAACAGCUUCAAUUAACACAGAAAUAAUCACCACUUUAUUACCACCAACAACAAAAUACCCAGAGACUACACUGAAUGAAGCAACAUCCUUAGCAUCAACAGAAAAAGGUACUACAUUAGAGACUAGUACAGCAACAACAGUGAUUCCAACAACAGAGCCCAUUGCCACAACAGGAAUGUCAUCAUUAACAUCAGAAACCACUGCAGAAGAGACAAGCUCAUCAGCAUUGUUAACAUUUAAACCCUUGGUAACUGAAACAAAGAGAACAUCUUUUACAACACCACAAGCAUUAGCUGAAACAUUUACUACAGUACAGCAAACUACAUCAGCAUUGCUAUCGUCGACAGAAUCAACAGCUACAGCAGACAUAACAACCACAACAACAAUCCCACCAACAACAAAAAUACUAGAAAUUACCACAAACGCAAAAACACCAACAACAGCUUCAAUUGACACAGAAAUAAUCACAACUUUAUUACCACCAACAACGAAAUACCCAGAGACAACACUUAAUGAAGCAACAUCCUUGGCAUCAACAGAACAAAUUACUACAUUGGAGACUAGUACAGCAACAACAGUGAUCCCAACAACAGAGCAAAUGGCCACAACAGGAAUGUCAUCAUUAACAUCAGAAACCACUGCAGAAGAGACAAGCCCAUCAGCAUUGUCAACAUUUAAUCCCUUGGUAACUGAAACAAAGACAACAUCUUUUACAACACCACAAGGAUUGACCGAAAAAUUUACUACAGUACAGCAAACUACAUCAGCAUUGCUAUUGUCGACAGAAUCAACAGCUACAGCAGAGAUAGCAACCACAACAACAAUCCCACCACCAACAAAAACACUAGAAACUACAACAAACGCAAAAAUACCAACAACAGCUUCAAUUAACACAGAAAUAAUCACAACUUUAUUACCACCAACAACAAAAUACCCAGAGACUACACUGAAUGAAGCAACAUCCUUAGCAUCAGCAGAAAAGAGUACUACAUUAGAGACUAGUACAGCAACAACAGUGAUUCCAACAAAAGAGUCCAUUGCCACAACAGGAAUGUCAUCAUUAACUUUAGAAACCACUGCAGAAGCGACAAGCUCAUCAGCAUUGUCAACAUUAAAACCCUCGGUAACUGAAACAAAGACAACAUUUUUUACAACACCACAAGCAUUAACCGAAAAAUUUAAUACAGUACAGCAAACUACAUCGGCAUUGCUAUUGUCGAAAGAAUCAACAGCUACAGCAGACAUAACAACCACAACAACAAACCCACCAACAACAAAAACACUAGAAAUUACCACAAAAGCAAAAACACCAACAACAGCUUCAAUUGACACAGAAAUAAUCACAACUUUAUUACCACCAACAAUGAAAUACUCAGAGACAACACUUAAUGAAGCAACAUCCUUGGCAUCAACAGAACAAAUUACUACAUUGGAGACUAGUACAGCAACAACAGUGAUCCCAACAACAGAGCCCUUUGCCACAACAGGAAUGUCAUCAGUAACAUCAGAAACCACUGCAGAAGAGACAAGCUCAUCAGCAUUGUCAACAUUUAAACCCUGGGUAACUGAAACAAAAACAUCUUUUACAACACCACAAGGAUUGACUGAAAAAUUUACUACAGUACAACAAACUACAUCAGAAUUGCUAUCGUUGACAGAGUCAACAGCCACAGCAGAGAUAACAACCACAACAUCAAGCCCACCAACAACAAAAACACUAGAAACUACAGCAAAAGCAAAACCACCAACAACAGCUUCAAUUAACACAGAAAUAAUCACAACUUUAUUACCACCAACAACGAAAUACACAGAGACUACACUGAAUGAAGCAACAUCCUUGGCAUCGACAGAAAAAAUUACUACAUUGGAGACUAGUACAGCAACAACAGUGAUUCCAACAACAGAGUCCAUUGCCACAACAGGAAUGUCAUCAUUAACAUCAGAAACCACUGCAGAAGAGACAAGCUCAUCAGCAUUGUCAACAUUUAAACCCUCUGUAACUGAAACAAAGACAACAUUUUUUACAACACCACAAGCAUUAACCGAACAAUUUACUACAGUACAGCAAACUACAUCAGCAUUGCUAUUGUCAAAAGAAUCAACAGCUACAGCAGAGAUAAUGACCACAACAACAAUCCCACCAACAGCAAAAACACUAGAAACUACAACAAACGCAAAACCACCAACAAUAGCUUCAAUUAACACAGAAACAAUCACAACUUUAUUACCACCAACAACGAAAUACCAAGAGACUACACUGAAUGAAGCAACAUCCUUGGCAUCAACAGAAAAAAUUACUACAUUGGAGACUAGUACAGCAACAACAGUGAUCCCAACAACAGAGCCCAUUGCCACAACAGGAAUGUCAUCAUUAACAUCAGAAACCACUGCAGAAGAGACAAGCUCAUCAGCAUUGUCAACAUUUAAACCCUGGGUAACUGAAACAAAGACAACAUCUUUUACAACACCACAAGGAUUGACCGAAAAAUUUACAACAGUACAACAAACUACAUCAGCAUUGCUAUCGUCGACAGAAUCAACAGCUACAGCAGAGAUAACAACCAUAACAUCAAGCCCACCAACAACAAAAACACUAGAAACUACAGCAAAAGCAAAACCACCAACAACAGCUUCAAUUAACACAGAAAUAAUCACAACUUUAUUAUCACCAACAACGAAAUACCCAGAGACUACACUGAAUGAAGCAACAUCCUUGGCAUCAACAGAAAAAAUUACUACAUUGGAGCCUAGUACAGCAACAACAGUGAUCCCAACAACAGAGCCCAUUGCCACAACAGGAAUGUCAUCAUUAAAUUUAGAAACCACUGAAGAAGAGACAAGCACAUCAGCAUUGUCAACAUUUAAACCCUCGGUAACUGAAACAAAGAAAACAUCUUUUACAACACCACAAGCAUUAACUGAAAAAUUAACUACAGUACAGCAAACUACAUCGGCAUUGCUAUCGUCAACAGAAUCAACAGCUACAGCAGACAUAACAACCACAACAACAAUCCCACCAACAACAAAAACAUUAGAAACUACAACAAAUGCAAAACCACCAACAACAGCUUCAAUUAACACAGAAAUAAUCACAACGUUAUUACCACCAACAACGAAAUACCCAGAGACUACACUGAAUGAAGCAACAUCCUUGGCAUCGACAGAAAAAAUUACUACAUUGGAGACUAGUACAGCAACAACAGUGAUUCCAACAACAGAGUCCAUUGCCACAACAGGAAUGUCAUCAUUAACAUCAGAAACCACUGCAGAAGAGACAAGCUCAUCAGCAUUGUCAACAUUUAAACCCUCUGUAACUGAAACAAAGACAACAUUUUUUACAACACCACAAGCAUUAACCGAACAAUUUACUACAGUACAGCAAACUACAUCAGCAUUGCUAUUGUCAAAAGAAUCAACAGCUACAGCAGAGAUAAUGACCACAACAACAAUCCCACCAACAGCAAAAACACUAGAAACUACAACAAACGCAAAACCACCAACAAUAGCUUCAAUUAACACAGAAACAAUCACAACUUUAUUACCACCAACAACGAAAUACCAAGAGACUACACUGAAUGAAGCAACAUCCUUGGCAUCAACAGAAAAAAUUACUACAUUGGAGACUAGUACAGCAACAACAGUGAUCCCAACAACAGAGCCCAUUGCCACAACAGGAAUGUCAUCAUUAACAUCAGAAACCACUGCAGAAGAGACAAGCUCAUCAGCAUUGUCAACAUUUAAACCCUGGGUAACUGAAACAAAGACAACAUCUUUUACAACACCACAAGGAUUGACCGAAAAAUUUACAACAGUACAACAAACUACAUCAGCAUUGCUAUCGUCGACAGAAUCAACAGCUACAGCAGAGAUAACAACCAUAACAUCAAGCCCACCAACAACAAAAACACUAGAAACUACAGCAAAAGCAAAACCACCAACAACAGCUUCAAUUAACACAGAAAUAAUCACAACUUUAUUAUCACCAACAACGAAAUACCCAGAGACUACACUGAAUGAAGCAACAUCCUUGGCAUCAACAGAAAAAAUUACUACAUUGGAGCCUAGUACAGCAACAACAGUGAUCCCAACAACAGAGCCCAUUGCCACAACAGGAAUGUCAUCAUUAAAUUUAGAAACCACUGAAGAAGAGACAAGCACAUCAGCAUUGUCAACAUUUAAACCCUCGGUAACUGAAACAAAGAAAACAUCUUUUACAACACCACAAGCAUUAACUGAAAAAUUAACUACAGUACAGCAAACUACAUCGGCAUUGCUAUCGUCAACAGAAUCAACAGCUACAGCAGACAUAACAACCACAACAACAAUCCCACCAACAACAAAAACAUUAGAAACUACAACAAAUGCAAAACCACCAACAACAGCUUCAAUUAACACAGAAAUAAUCACAACGUUAUUACCACCAACAACGAAAUACCCAGAGACUACACUGAAUGAAGCAACAUCCUUGGCAUCGACAGAAAAAAUUACUACAUUGGAGACUAGUACAGCAACAACAGUGAUUCCAACAACAGAGUCCAUUGCCACAACAGGAAUGUCAUCAUUAACAUCAGAAACCACUGCAGAAGAGACAAGCUCAUCAGCAUUGUCAACAUUUAAACCCUUGGUAACUGAAACAAAGACAACAUCUUUUACAACACCACAAGCAUUAACGGAAACAUUUACUACAAUACAGCAAACUACAUUGGCAUUGCUAUCGUCGACAGAAUCAACAGCUACAGCAGACAUAUCAGCCACAACAACAAUCCCACCAACAACAAAAACACUAGAAACUACAACAAACGCAAAAACACCAACAACAGCUUCAAUUAACACAGAAAUAAUCACAACUUUAUUACUACCAACAAAGAAAUACCCAGAGACUACAAUGAAUGAAGCAACAUCCUUGAUAUCAGCAGAAAAAAUUACUAAGUUGGAGACUAGUACAGCAACAACAGUGAUUCAAACAACAGAGCCCUUUGCCACAACAGGAAUGUCAUCAUUAACAUCAGAAACCACUGCAGAAGAGAAAAGCUCACCAGCAUUGUCAACAUUAAAACCCUCGGUAACUGAAACAAAGACGACAUUUUUUACAACACCAAAAGGAUUGACCAAAAAAUUUACUACAGUACAACAAACUACAUCAGCAUUGCUAUUGUCGAAAGAAUCAACAGACACAGCAGAGAUAAUGACCACAACAACAAUCCCAUUAACAACAAAAACACUAGAAGCUACAACAAACGCAAAGCCACCAUUAGCUUCAAUUAACACAGAAAUAAUCACAACUUUAUUACCACCAACAACGAAAUACCCAGAGACUACACUGCAUGAAGCAACAUCCUUGGCAUCAACAGAAAAAAAUACUAAAUUGGAGCCUAGUACAGCAACAACAGUGAUCCCAAAAACAGAGCCCAUUGCCACAACAGGAAUGUCAUCAUUAACAUCAGAAACCACUGCAGAAGAGACAAGCUCAUCAGCAUUGUCAACAUUUAAACCCUUGGUAACUGAAACAAAGACAACCUCUUUUACAACACCACAAGGAUUGACCGAAACAUUUACUACAGUACAACAAACUACAUCAGAAUUGCUAUCGUCGACAGAAUCACCAGCUACAGCAGAGAUAACAACCAUAACAUCAAGCCCACCAACAACAAAAACACUAGAAACUACAGCAAAAACAAAACCACCAACAACAGCUUCAAUUAACACAGAAAUAAUCACAAUUUUAUUACCACCAACAACAAAAUACCCAGAGACUACACUGAAUGAAGCACCAUCCUUGGCAUCAACAGAAAAAAUUACUACAUUGGAGACUAGUACAUCAACAACAGUGAUUCCAACAACAGAUCCCAUUGCCACAACAGGAAUGUCAUCAUUAACAUCAGAAACCACUGCAGAAGAGACAAGCUCAUCAGCAUUGUCAACAUUUAAACCCUCGAUAACUGAAACAAAGACAACAUUUUUUACAAAACCAGAAGCAUUAACCGAAAAAUUGACUACAGUACAGCAAACUACAUCAGUAUUUCUAUCGUCAACAGAAUCAACAGCUACAGCAGACAUAACAACCACAACAACAGUCCCAACAACAAUAAAAACACUAGAAACUACUACAAAUGCAAAACCACCAACAGCAGCUUCAAUUAACACAGAAAUAAUCACAACUUUAUUACCACCAACAACGAAAUACCCAGAGACUACACUGAAUGAAGCAACAUCUUUGGCAUCAACAGAACAAAUUACUACAUUGGAGACUAGUACAGUAACAACAGUGAUUCAAACAACAGAGCCCAUUGCCACAACAGGAAUGUCAUCAUUAACAUCAGAAACCACUGCAGAUGAGACUAGCAAAUCAGCAUUGUCAACAUUAAAACCCUUGGUAACUGAAACAAAGACAACAUAUUUUACAACACCACAAACAUUAACCGAAAAAUUGGCUACAGUACAGAAAACUACAACAGCAUUGCUAUCAUCAACAGAAUCAACAGAUACAGCAGAGAUGACAACCACAACAUCAAUCCCACCAACAAUAAAAACACUAGAAACUACAACAAACACAAAACCCCCAACAACAGCUUCAAUUAAAACAGAAAUAGUCACAACAUUAUUACCACCAACAACGAAAUACCCAGAGACUACACUUAACAAAGCAACAUCAUUGGCAUCAACAGAAAAAAUGAUGACAAUGGAGACUAGUACAGCAACAACAGUGAUUCAAACAGAAACCACUGCAGAAGAGACAAGAACAUCAGCAUCGUCAACAUUUAAACCCUCGGUAACUGAAACAAUGACAGCAUCUUUUACAACACCACAAGCAUUAACCAAAAAAUUAACUACAGUAUAUCAAACUACAUCAGCAUUGCUAUCGUCGACAGAAUCAACAGCUACAGCAGAGAUAACAACCACAACAUCAAUCCCACCAACAAUAAGAACACUAGAAACUACAGCAAACACAAAAACACCAACAACAUCUUCAAAUAAAACAGAAACAGUCACAACAUUAUUACCACCAACAACGAAAUACCCAGAGACCUCACUAAACGAAGCACCAUUCUUGUCAUCAACAGAAACAAUUAUGACAUUGGAAACUAGUACAGCAACAACAGUGUUUCCAAUAACAAGAGAGCCUAUUAUAACAACAGGAAUGUCAUCAUUAACAACAGAAACCACUGCAAAAGAGAAAAGCACAACAUCAGCAUCGUCAACAUUUAAACCCUCAGAAACUGAAACAAAGACAACAUCUCUUAAAACACCACAAGCAUUAACCAAGAAACUGACUACAGUACAGCAAACUACAUCAGCAUUGCUAUCGUCGAGAGAAUCAACAGCUACAGCAGAGAUAACAACCACAACAUCAAUCCCACCAACAAUAAGAACACUAGAAACUACAACAAACACAAAACCCCCAACAACAGCUUCAAUUAAAACAGAAAUAGUCACAACAUUAUUACCACCAACAACGAAAUACCCAGAGACUACACUUAACGAAGCACCAUUCGUGGCAUCAACAGAGAAACUGAUGACAUUGGAAACUAGUACAGCAACAACAGUGGUUCCAAUAACAAGAGAGCCCAUUAUAACAACAGGAAUGUCAUCAUUAAAAACAGAAACCACUGCAGAAGAGACAAGCAUAACAUCAGCAUCGUCAACAUUUAAACCCUCUGUAACUGAAACAAACACAACAUAUUUUACAACACCACAAGCAUUAACCCAAAAAAUUACUACAGUACAGCAAACUACAUCAGCAUUGCUAUCGUCGACAGAAUCAACAGCUACAGCAGAGAUAACAACCACAACAUCAAUUCCACAAACAACAAAAACACUAGAAACUACAACAAUCGCAAAACCACCAACAACAGCUUCAAUUAAAACAGAAAUAAUCACAACAUUAUUACCACCAACAAAAUACCCAGAGACUACACUUAACGAAGCAACAUUCUUGGCAUCAACAGAAAAAAUUAUGAAAUUGGAAACUAGUACAGCAACAGUGGUUCCAAAAACAAGUGAGCCCAUUAUCACAACAGGAAUGUCAUCAUUAACAGAAACCACUGCAGAAGAGACAAGCACAACAUCAGCAUUGUCAACAUUAAAACCUUUGGUAACUGAGACAAAGACAAAAAAUUUUACAACACCACUAGCAUUAACUGGAAAAUUGACUACAGUACAGCAAACUACAUCAACAUUGCUAUCGUCGAUAGAAUCAACAGCUACAGCAGAGAUCACAGCCACAACAUCAAUCCCACCAACAACAAAUACAGUAGAAACUACAACAAACGCAAAACCACCAACAAUAGCUUCAAUAAAAACAGAAUUAGUCACAACAUUAUUACCACCAAUAACAAAAUACCCAGAGACUACACUGAACAAAGCAACAUUCGUGGCAUCAACAGAAAAAAAUACUACAUUAGAUUCUAGUACAGCAACAACAGUGUUUCCAAAAACAAGAGAGCCCAUUGUCACAACAGGAAUGCCAUCAUUAACAACAGAAACCACUGCAGAAGAGGCAAGCACAACAUCAGCAUUGUCAAAAUUUAAACCCUCUGUAACUGAAACCAAGACAACAUAUUUUACAACACCACAAGCAUUAACCGAAACAUUGACUACAGUACCACAAACUACAUCAACAUUGUUAUCAUUGACAGAAUCAACAGCUACAGCAGAGAUAACAACCACAACAUCAAUCCCACCAACAACAAAAACACUAGGAACUGCAGCAAAUGCAAAACCACCAACAACAGCUUCAAAUAAAACAGAAUUAGUCACAACAUUAUUACCACCAACAAGGAAAUACCCAGCGACUACACUUAACGAAGCAACAUUCUUGGCAUCAACAGAAAAAAUUAGGACAUUGGAGACUAGUACAGCAACAGCAGUGGUUCCAACAACAAGAGAGGCCAUUAUCACAACAGGAAUGUCCUCAUUAACAACAGAAACCACUGCAGAAGAGACAAGCACAUCAGCAUUGUCAACAUUUAAACCCUCGGUAACUGAAACAAAGACAACAUCUAUUUUAUCACCCCAAGCAUUAACCGAGAAAUUGACUACAGUACAGAAAACUACAUCAGCAUUGCUAUCGUCGACAGAAUCAUCAGCUACAGCAGAGAUAACAACCACAGCAUCAAUCCCACCAACAAUAAAAACACUAGAAACUACAGCAAACGCAAAACCACCAACAACAGCUUCAAAUAAAACAGAAUUAGUCACAACAUUAUUACCACCAACAAGGAAAUACCCAGCAACUACACUUAACGAAGCAACAUUCUUGGCAUCAACAGAAAAAAUUAGGACAUUGGAGACUAGUACAGCAACAGCAGUGGUUCCAACAACAAGAGAGGCCAUUAUCACAACAGGAAUGUCCUCAUUAACCUCAACAACCACAGCAUCAAUCCCACCAACAAUAAAAACACUAGAAACUACAGCAAACGCAAAACCACCAACAACAGCCUCAAUUAAAACAGAAAUGGUCACAACAUUAUUACCACCAACAAUGAAAUACCCAGAGACUACACUUAACAAAGAAACAUCCUUGGCAUCAACAGAAAAAAUUAUGACAUUGGAGACUAGUACAGCAACAACAGUGGUUCCAACAACAACAGAACCCAUUGCCACAACAGGAAUGUCAUCAUUAACAAAAGAAACCACUGCAAGCACAACAUCUGCAUUAUCAACAUUAAAUCCUUUUGUAACCAAUACAAAGACAACAUAUUUUACACCGCUAGCCUUAAAUGAAACAUUGACUACAGUACAGCAAACUACAUCAACAUUGCUAUCGUCGAUAGAAUCAACAGCUACAGCAGAGAUUACAACCACAACAUCAAUCCCACUAACAAUAAAAACACUAGAAACUACAACAAAUGCAAAACCACCAACAACAACUUCAAUUAAAACAGAAAUAGUCACAACAUUUUUACCACCAACAAUGAAAUACCAAGAGACUACACUUAACGAAGCAACAUCCUUGGCAUCAACAGAAAAAAUUACUACAUUGGAUACAAGUACAGCAACAACAGUGUUUCCAAAAACAAGAGAGCCCAUUGUCACAACAGGAAUGUCAUCAUUAAAAACAACAACCACUGCAGAAGAGACAAGCACAACAUCAGCAUCAUCAACAUUUACAGCCUCGCUAACUGAAACAAAGACAACAUCUUUUACAACACCACAAGGAUUGACCGAAAAAUUUACUACAGUACAACAAACUACAUCAGCAUUGCUAUCGUUGACAGAAUCAAUAGCUACAGCAGAGAUAACCACCACAACAAUAAUCCCACCAACAACAAAAACACUAGAAACUGCAAAACGUUUGACUAUAAGUGAGACAAGUAGAGCAAACACAGUGGUUCCAACAACAACAGGGCCUGUGACAAUGGCCACAAUAACAUCUUCUUCAACAGAAUCACUAACUGCAGCAGAAACAACCACAGAAUCAGUUCCACCAUCAACAAAAGCCCUGGAGACGUCAACAACAGUUACAUCUUUUCCAGCAAUAGCAAAGUCACUGUCCACUGCUACUACACGUUUACCAACAGAAGUCAUAGUUCCAGUGACCAAAGUACCGGUAUACCAACCUAAUGGAGCUAACACAAUCACAGCACAGACUACUAUAAGCCAAGCAUCUAGUACUCCAUCUGGUGUAAUGUCAACAGGUUUUCCAGCAGUUGUGGAUUUUACAUUCAACUUGACUUUGGUGAAUGUGACUUACAAUUCCCAGUUUCAGGAUCAGUCCUCUAAUAUCUACCGUGCCAUGUCUGCCAUCUUGCUCUUACAGAUCGAUCAGGUGUUCCGAAACACAAGCAUCGGGGCUGCAUAUACAGGAUGCAGAGACUUAAUGUUCAGCCCUGGAACGGUGCCUGAAUCUUUCAGGAUUGACUGUGUGUGCUCCUACGUUAACAACACAGUAGGCCAGAAAUUUACCAAGCAAUCAGUUUAUAAGGAAGUCUACAUCCUCACAAAUGGAAUAAAUAACUUGGCCAAAUACCGCUUGGACAAUUCCAGCCUAUAUAUUGAUGGUUAUAAUAAAUACACAGUCCCAACCACCAUUAUGCCAACGAUGCGCUUGCCAACAACAGCAUACCCACCAGACUCUACUGUUACAGUGAACUUCACUUUGACUAAUUUGAAAUAUGUCCAAGAAUUUACAAACCCAGCAUCUUCCAAAUACAUUAACACCCAGGCAAUCAUGACUACAUUGUUGAAUGCCUUAAUGAAGAAUACCAGUCUCAAAAUGUCUUUCUCUUUCUGCCAACUAAUAAGUUUGGAAAACAGUGAAGGUGACACCAAAAUCAAUGCCAACUGUUACUACCGCAGCAAGUUAUUAACCACUCCAUUUAAUACAGUGGCUUUUUACAAGGAACUGAAAAAUCUGACUUCUAAUGUGACAAAGUUGGCAAUCUACACCCUGAAUCCUAACAGCCUUUAUAUCAAUGGUUAUAAUGAGCAAGAGUUAAUAUCUCUGGUUCCAACUACAAAUCCAACCACGCCAUUGGCAGCAGUUAAUUAUUUUACUGUAAAUGUUACUAUAACUAAUCUCGCAUACACCUCUAAUAUGGGGAUACCAAACACCUCCAUAUUCAACAGCACUCGGCUUAUAAUGAAUACUGUGAUAAAUUCUGUUGUGAACCAAACCACUCUGAAAUUGUUUUCUCCAGCAUGUCAGACCAUAAGAUUUAGCUCAGCUAAUGGAGCAAGUGCCACCAAAGUGGAUGCUAUCUGCACUUAUGUCAACAGUUCUGGAGCACCUAGAUUUGAUCAAGUCGCUAUUUUCAAAGAGCUAGCGAACAAAACAAAUGGUGUCACCAGCCUAGGGAUAUAUUCCUUGGAUCCAAACAGUCUUUAUGUCAAUGGAUACAGUGAAGCAGCAUCUACAAAUCCAACCACGCCACUGGCAGUAGUUAAUUCCUUUACUGUAAAUGUUACUAUAACUAAUCUCGCAUACACCUCUAAUAUGGGGACACCAAACACCUCCAUAUUCAACAGCACCCGGCUUAUAAUGAAUACUGUGAUAAAUUCUGUUGUGAACCAAACCACUCUGAAAUUGUUUUCUCCAGCAUGUCAGAUCAUAAGAUUUAGUUUGGAUAUGAUGUGCAGCAAGAAAGACAGUUCUCUUUUCCAAAGGAUGCUAUGA
Messenger RNA from Rana temporaria (common frog), 25665 nucleotides. Its product is annotated as mucin-16-like. The coding region runs from base 1 to 25665 and encodes 8554 amino acids. The record is from RefSeq and is a predicted model, not a curated record. The transcript has 18 exons. NCBI's taxonomy places the organism in Eukaryota, Metazoa, Chordata, Amphibia, Anura, Ranidae.